UGAAAACAGCAAUUCGAAACCACAACCUAGCGUGGCUAAGUUGUACUCAACGCACCAACGUGGACCAGGACUCGUUGCCGACUGUCAAGUUCGCCGGUGUCUCCGGGAGUCCUAUAGAUAUCAUCCUGCCAGCGGUGCUAACUAUUAAUACUUAAAGCUUGUUAUAUAGUAAUGGGAAUGGAGGUGUUCCUUGCGACUGUUCUAUUCGUGCUGGCGAUGCCGUCGGCAAUGUCAGCACCUAGUGCAGCAGCGGCACCUACCCCAUCCAACAUCUACGACUUGAUCAUCAUUGGCUCUGGUAUGUCCGGCCUUGGUGCAGCUAAGCGCGCGAAGGAACUGGGCGUAAACAAGAUUCUCAUCCUUGAGGCACGCGACCGCAUCGGUGGCCGAACUUUCACCCAGCCGCUCAGCAUUACUCUGCCACCAAACUCUCCGACACCAGCUGUUAUCGAUUUGGGAGCGGCGUGGAUUCAUGGCUCCAGCGGUGCUGCCCGCGGCCUCAAUCCCAUGGCCAAGUUAGCUAAUGACGCGGGCACUGGCUAUUUCACCACCACCGAGAAUGGACUGAGCUUCGAUCCUCAGGGCAGGGAGGAUACCGCUCAGUGGGACAGCACCCUCGAGGACAUGCUCAGCCGCUGGGAGACGUACUUGAACAAUUAUUCCCCCACGAACACGGAAAGCCUAAACACCGUGACCAACAAGUUUAUUAACUCGCGGAGUUUUACUGCGCUGCAAAAGACCGCCCUCACCCAGGGGCUGAUGACGGAAGUGGUGAUGGACUACGCCGCUGACCUGAGUGACAUGUCCGCGAGGUGGUCCAUGGAGGACCUGGUGUGGGGCAGUGGCCCCGACGCCCUCCCUGCCCGGGGCUACAGCGCCCUGGUUGACUACCUGGCCACCAACCAAACCAUCUGGACCAACUACGCGGUGGAUGUGAUCGACUACAGCAACGCCAACCUCGUCAACGUCAGCGGUCGGGUCAUGAACACGGCUGCCAAGUUUUGGCUGCAGGCCAAGGGCGUGAUCGUCACCAUGCCGCUGGGGUACCUGCAGAACAAGCUGGCGGCUUCACAGCCCACUUUGUUCAAGCCCGCGCUAAGUUCAACUCAGUCCGGUGCCAUCAAGGCCUUGGGAAUGGGCCUGCUGAACAAGGUCAUCCUCGUUUGGAACGAUGCCAGCUGGUGGUCCGGCCUGUUGACUGAGCCUUGGGUCACCAUCCGCAACACCUCCACCCCUGGAGCCUUCUCCGAGUACUACAACCUGGCGGCAACAGCGACCAAGCUCCCGGUCCUCAUCUGCUUCAACGGCGCCAGCUUCGCCAGAAGUGUUGAGGGGCUCAGCGACGAGGCCAUGACUAUCGUCACCCGCUGGGCCUCAGAUCCAUGGACGUACGGGUCGUACUCGUACGGCAAAGUUGGCAUGACCGGCACCACGCGCACACAGGCAUCCGCGCCCCUGGGAACCCAGAAGCGUGUCGGGUUUGCCGGCGAACACACACACACGCAGUUUCCCGCCACCGCCCAUGGCGCGUAUCUGAGCGGGGUUGCGGAGGCGGGUAGGAUUGCGCCAAUAGUGAAGCAGUGA
This is a messenger RNA of Volvox carteri f. nagariensis, 1584 nucleotides long. RefSeq lists its product as uncharacterized. The record is from RefSeq and is a predicted model, not a curated record. Gene Ontology annotation, molecular function: oxidoreductase activity. The transcript has 10 exons. Bases 172 to 1584 code for a protein of 470 amino acids. Lineage: Eukaryota; Viridiplantae; Chlorophyta; Chlorophyceae; Chlamydomonadales; Volvocaceae.